This is a messenger RNA of Dipodomys ordii (Ord's kangaroo rat), 3375 nucleotides long. It is a transcript of the gene Vwa7, whose product is annotated as von Willebrand factor A domain containing 7. Bases 1 to 2787 code for a protein of 928 amino acids. Lineage: Eukaryota; Metazoa; Chordata; Mammalia; Rodentia; Heteromyidae. The transcript has 18 exons. The record is from RefSeq and is a predicted model, not a curated record.
AUGCUGCUGUGCCACUCCCUCCCUUUUUCCUCCCCAGCCCUCCUCACCUCGGCACUGCACCACUGCCCGGAGGCCUGCCCUGGUAUCAUCCUGUGCAGCCUGCUGCUUGUGGUCCUGGUGCCCUGUGAUGCCAAGCCUCAGCCAGCCCUGACCAGGAGACCCAGCAACCAGCUGCUGCUGCCCCCUACAUCUGCCUUCUUAACCAAUGUCUGGAACCUCAUGGCUGCCCCUGACUCCAUCAGCCACCAGCACAUGACUGAGGAGGCAGCGCUUAAUGUCACCCUACAGCUCUUCCUGGAGCAUCCACUCCCUGACCGGCCGCCCCUUCGUCUAGAAGACUUUCUGGGCAAAACCAUCCUCACUGACCACCUCUUUGCUGCCUACUUUGGACCUGAGUAUACUUCCCGGCAGUUCCGAGCGGCCUUACGUGAGGUGUCACGGGCCAAUGCAGCCCAGGACUUCUUGCCAAAUACCAAGAAUGACCCUGACCUGCACUUUGAUGCUGAACGGCUGGACCAGGGACGCACGCGCAUGACCGAGGCUCUGCAGGAAACCGUGGUGGCAGCCAGAGCCCAUGACUACACUCUGGCCCGCCAGCGCCUGGGCGCUGCACUGCAUGCAUUACAGGAUUUCUACAGUCACACCAACUGGGUAGAGCUGGGGAUACAGGAGCCACAUCCUUACCUCCUUGGGCCAACGAAGACACUCUGGACUGUGGCACCAGCCCGUGCUAUUACCUGUUCUGAUUGUUCAGAGCUGAGCUGCCCUAACAAUUUGCUGACCGUCACACUUCUUACGUCUGGCUACUUUGGGACACAUCCCCCUAAACCUCCAGGGAAAUGUAGCCAUGGGGGCAGAUUGGAUGCGAGCCGCACCCAGCCACCCCGGGGAGGCAUCAACAAGGACAGCACCUCGCCCAGCUUCUCCCCACACCACAUGUUCCACCCACAGGCUGCAAACCUGGCCCUGCUGUCCACCAUCCAAGCUUUCAAUCUCCUCCGAAGCCGCCUGGGAGACAACGGUUUCUCCAGGCUUCUGGACAUCACCCCAGCCUCCAGUCUGAGCUUUGUCCUGGACACCACGGGCAGCAUGGGGGAGGAGAUCAACGCUGCCAAAAUCCAGACUCGCCACAUUGUGGAGCAGCGACGAGGCAGCCCCAUGGAGCCCAACCACUACAUCCUGGUGCCUUUCCAUGAUCCAGGGUUUGGACCUGUCUUUACAACCAGUGAUCCUGAUAGCUUUUGGCAGCAACUCAAUGAGAUCCACGCCUUGGGGGGUGGAGAUGAGCCUGAGAUGUGCCUGUCUGCCUUGGAGCUAGCCCUGCUGCACACACCUCCACUCUCAGACAUCUUUGUCUUUACUGAUGCCUCCCCAAAGGAUGCUUUUCUCACCAACCGGGUGGAAUCCCUGGCUCAGGAGCGGCGCUGCAGGGUGACAUUCUUGGUGACUGAAGAUCCAUCAAGAGUUCAGGGGCGAGCUCGUCGGGAGGUCUUAUCUCCCCUGCGCUUUGAGCCAUAUGAAGCAGUGGCACGGGCAUCAGGAGGAGAGGUGAUUUUCACCAAAGACCAGCACAUCCAGGACGUGGCAACCAUUAUUGGGGAGAGCACAGCUACUCUGGUGACUCUUCCCCUGGAGCCUCCUGUCGUCAUACCUGGGAGGCCGCUUGUGUUCCACGUGGACGGGCUGCUUCACCAGCUCACAGUGCGAAUGCACGGGGAAAUUAGCAGCUUCUGGAUUAAGAGCCCUUCAGGGGUCUCUCAAAGCCAGGAGGAAGGCCCAGGCCCUCUGGGUCACACUCACCGCUUUGGGCAGUUCUGGAUGGUGGCCAUGACCGACCCUCCACAGACAGGGACUUGGGAGAUCAAGAUGGCAGCUAAGGGCACUCCCCGGGUGAGGGUACAAGCCCAGACUUCCCUGGACUUCCUCUUCUAUUUUGGGAUCCCCGUGGAAGACGGACCUCAUCCUGGCUUCUACCCCCUGACUCAGCCAGUCGCAGGUCUCUGGACCCAGUUGCUGGUGGAAGUGACAGGGCUGGACUCCAGAAGUAACCUUAGUGAUGCACACUUCUCCCACGCUGUUCUCCGAAGGGUCCCAGAGGGCACUGAGCUGGGCCGGGUGUCCUUGGAGCCUGUUGGACCCCCGGAGCAAGGCCUCCUCACAGCCUCGUUGCCACCCACUCUACUGCCCACCUCGCACCCCUUUUCCCUUGAACUGAUUGGCCAGAAUGGAGAGGGACAGAGCCUGCACAGGGCUGCACCCCAGCCUUGUACUGUGGCCCCAGUGCUUCUGGAGCUGAACGGCCCUCCAGAUUUCUUGGUCCCAGGCAGCAAGGCCCCACUGAGUCUCCACAUCUCCAGCUUCUCCGGCCCUCAGGAUCUUGAUCUUCAGAUAUCUGUCAACCCCAGUUUUGCCAUCACCUCCAACCUGACCAGGGCUCACCUGGGACUGAAUGAGUCAGCCUCAGGGCGCCUGUGGCUGGAGGUCCCAGACUCAGCAGCCCCGAAUUCCGUGGUGAUGGUGACGGCGACUGCGAUGAGUGCGGCAGGCCCAGGAGCCAGCCCAGUGCCCCCGACCCACGCCUUCCUCCGGCUCCUGGUAUUAGAUCCAGCAGAGCAGGAUCAGCUUGCUGCCGCUGCCUCGGAAUCCAGUCCUGUCCUUCCUUCGGCUAAGCCUCUGUCUCAUCCCUCCGCCUUGGUGACUCAGGGAAGGGCUGGAAGAGGAAUGGGCAGUUCUUGGUGGGAUAUAGUUGCAGAGGUGCUGUUUCUGCUGUGCUUGGCCUCCUGGUAACACAACCCUUAGAGGAAGUGCGUGUCCAGUACUGUGUUCAACUUGUCCCAUGGGUGAGAGGGUCACACAAGCUUCAGGGUUCUCUCUUCUAGCGGGGAUCAGGGUUUUCCUUCUGGCGGACUUGUCUCUGUUCUUUCUUAAGACCUGGGACAUAGACCUGGGAUAGAGUGCAAUGGAUUUCCCAUAGUGCACCUUCCCUAACCUUUAUGAAGACCAAAUCAAAGACUUUUCUUUUUCUUUCUUUCUUUUUUUUGAGAAAAUGCCUUUUCUCCUGAAUACCUUUUUCCACUAAGGCGUCAUGCUCUUCCAGACUCAGGUAAAGGGAAGACACAUGGGGAGCAGUCUAGGGCUAGAAGGGGGAGCAAGGCACUAGGAAGUGUUCUUUACAGGCGGUGGGGGGGGGGGGAGGAUUAUAAAAGGAUGGUUUCAGUGAACAUGUCUUCUCCAUGGAAGGAUUCUGGAUAAAUUCUUCUUCCUGCACAUGUUUUUGCAUGUAGAAUAGGUAAAAAUCAAGGCAUCAAGAAUUAAAAAUGAGGGGCUGGGAAGGUGGCUCAGUGGUAGAGUGCUUGCCUUGCAUGCAUGAGGCCC